AUGACUUCGAGGCAACCAUCAAACUCUGCUGGGAAUUCUCGAAAUGCAGAUGAACAAAGAAAACCUCCUCCCGGGUACCAUAAUAUUCGGGAUAUCCUUAAUGGAGCUGUCCCGAGUGGUAGGUUUGCCAAUGUUAUUGGUUUGGUGAAGGAUCGUAUGUCUGCAAUACAAACUAGAGGAGUUGAUUGGAAAUCUGUUCUUACAAUUUAUGACAAGUCCAUUGAAGACGAACCAGAUAAGGGCUUAGUUAUGAAUAUAUUUCGGCCUGAGUUGUCUGAAAUCCCCGAGCCAGAUGCCGGCGAUGUUAUAUUAAUAAUUUACGCCAAGGUCCAGUCCCGUUAUAAUGAAUUAUCAUUAUUAUCCCAUAGAUCGACUGUAAUUCAUAUGUACUCAGCAAGCAAGAUUCCUAUGCCACCAAAAUCAGCAAAACAGGCUUUACUAGAUCCUGUACGGCCUAAUGAUCGCCGUCCUACAGAUAAGGAGCAUGAAUAUGUUUCCUGGCUAUACCACUCUACCGAUAAGAGCGCUAUACCAAACGCUGCCGAGUUCACCAUUCAGGUUGACCAAUCUCGCAAUGUCAAGAAUAAAUUCAAACUCCUAAGUGACAUCCAGGAUUGUCAAUUCUGUGAUAUUAUAGUCAAUGUGAUCAAGGAACCCUUCGAUCAAAUCGGCAAAGCCACAUUGUGGGUUUCCGAUUACACUGAAAACGACGCUUUCUAUAAGUUCUCGUGGGACUCUACAGAUAUCUCCGAGGGCCGGGAUGGAGAUCCAUAUGGAUACACUACGAAAAACGUAAUGCCGAACACCUGGCCUGGUCCUUACGGGAAGCGCUCGUUACAAGUAACCUGCUUUGGUUUACAUGGGGAGUUCGUCCUCAACGAAGUUAAGGCUGGAGCUUGGGUGAAACUACGGAAUCUUCAAAUCAAGUAUGGGCGUAAUGCCAAUAAUCUCGAGGGAUAUUUGCGAGAAGACCGCAGCGGUUUCAAUCCAGGCGUUCUAGUUGAUAUCCUUUCUACCGAUGACCAAGAUAGUAUUGAUCAACGACUCAAGGAUGCCGUCAGGCGGAAAAGAGACUAUGAAAAGGCCAAGAAAAAACAGAUGAAGAGCUUUGCUGCAAAUGAGGGCGGCAAAGGAAACGGUGGCAAGCGAAAAGGAGAAAAUCAAGAGGAAAAGAAAAAUCCCUCGAAGAUGCGGCGUAUGGAGCAACGGGCUCAGAAGGCCAGAGGGAUUGAAGAGCAAGAGCCAGAACAAGAGGCAGGACUCGAUCUUAACGAAUCAAUUAAAUGCGAAAAUAUGGACCAACCAGUUUUCCCCGUUUCUUCCAUUCUAAAACCCGCACCUUGGACAACAACAGUAGACGGCCAAGAAACGACGUUAACACUUCCCUUUACUUGCGCCAAAUACCGAGCCAACGUUCGAGUUCUAGACUUUCGUCCUCGCAAGCUAGAAGACUUUGCGACUUGGCGCAAGAACACAGAGUUUGAUAUGCUAUCGGACCACAGCGGCGCUUCCGAUUCGGAAUCGGACGAAGACCAAGGCACCCUGGACCGAUAUAGGGGAGACAAAGUCUGGGAGUGGCGAUUCUCAUUGCUGCUCGAAGAGGCUAAUCCCAAGAAAAAAGGCGAGGACAACAGCCUCUGGGUCGUGAUUGACAAUACCGAGGCCCAGAUGUUAUUAAACCUCGACGCAGUAGACCUUCGAGCAAACCCCGACGAUCUAGAUACUCUACGAGAGCAGCUAUUCAAGCUCUGGGGAAACCUAGAAGAGUGCAAGCAGCAAGAGCUACAAAAUCUGCAGAAGAACAAGCAACGAGUUGCGGCUCAACAGCCACCAGAUAGCACGCCCCCCAGACCACCGAGCAGCCAUCCGACUCAAAACGUCGUUCAAGGAGACUCCGUGGUAUCCAACAAGCCGUUCACAUGCUGCAUUCGACAAUAUGGCGUUAAGCUCCCCGAGAGUGAUCCUAAAAAGGCAAAUGCCGGCAAGACGAAGCGUUGGGAAAGAGUGUUUGGUCUGUUUGGAACGAAGAUUAGCUAG
Messenger RNA from Daldinia childiae, 2037 nucleotides. RefSeq lists its product as uncharacterized. Lineage: Eukaryota; Fungi; Ascomycota; Sordariomycetes; Xylariales; Hypoxylaceae. Gene Ontology annotation, cellular component: chromosome, telomeric region; nuclear telomere cap complex. Bases 1 to 2037 code for a protein of 678 amino acids. Gene Ontology annotation, molecular function: telomerase inhibitor activity; G-rich strand telomeric DNA binding. Gene Ontology annotation, biological process: regulation of telomere maintenance via telomerase; telomere capping. The transcript has 4 exons. The record is from RefSeq and is a predicted model, not a curated record.